Molossus molossus (Pallas's mastiff bat) is the source of this 3499-nucleotide messenger RNA. It is a transcript of the gene TNFSF10, whose product is annotated as TNF superfamily member 10. Gene Ontology annotation, molecular function: CD40 receptor binding; tumor necrosis factor receptor binding. The coding region runs from base 2285 to 3085 and encodes 266 amino acids. Gene Ontology annotation, cellular component: membrane. Gene Ontology annotation, biological process: immune response. The record is from RefSeq and is a predicted model, not a curated record. Lineage: Eukaryota; Metazoa; Chordata; Mammalia; Chiroptera; Molossidae. The transcript has 6 exons.
CGCCCCCCAGUGGGGAUCGGGCCCACAACUCGGGCAUGUGCCCUGACUGGGAAUUGAACUGGGACCUCUCAGUCAUGGGACAUCUCUGAGAGAGUUUUAUGACAAGGGGAUUGCCUAUCACUGUGCCAUCAUAGAUGGGGGAGAAAAAAAAGAGAGGGACCCUUCUCCACCAAUCUCCAUAAAUGAUCCUUUAUGCUAUUUGUGGUUUACAGAAAAUGAUUGUCAGAGACUAAUGUCCGGGCAGCAGAGAGGGUCACUAUGUCACCUUGAAUUCUCUGAGCCAGCCAGCAAAGAGUCCACCCUGCUGACGUCAAGCCCUGCCAAGGAUACUGGUUGGUCCUGGCCCACACAAGGCACUACCAGUAGGCGUGGAAAUCCACAUCACAGAACCUAGGGCUUCUGGAACAGAAGAGCAGGCACCCAGUUCAAAAGCUGUCUCGCCUAUCGGGGACAGAUGAAUAGCACACGCACAUCCUGCCCCCAACAUGCAGAGGUCGCCUGUGUAUCCUCAGUGUUGCUAGCCUUCAUUGUAUUUGCGGUAACAAUAGCGUUACAUUAGGGUGCAAACUUCCCUCCCUUGUAUAUCUAGGAACUUACUGGAUUUUCAGGGUUGUCCCUUCCAACAGAAAGUGACCUUCUGAAAACUCCUCGGAGCUCUCCGGCAGUGGAGCCCAGCUGGGGCCCCUGCUCCACAUCCGCCCCUCACCCGCUUCCGUUCACAGCUGGCGGUAUGUGCUGACCCCAGGCAGCUGUCAGCUCAGCUGGCCUUGCCCCUCGCUGUCCAUGCUCUGCAGCUUGCAACUGCUCUGAAGCAAGAGGUCACAUUGCUGUUGCCCUUGUGUCACAUUCAGGUUUCUGUCCCAACAAGUUAAGUCUGUGAGCCUGUUUUUUUAGUUUCAUCAAAACACUGCCUGGCCAACGCCCCACAUAUUGGCAGAGCUGGGAUGGCGUCCGAGUUCUUCUUCCUGGAAACCCCUUCAGGCUUUUUGUUGGGCUCCAGACCUUCCUCUCUGAUCCUCUGCCACAGUUCGCUGGCAAGUUCUCAUAUUUCUCAGCCGCGUGAUUCCUCCCUUGGAAAGGCUUCCAGCGCCCACUGCAGUGAACUGCAGAUGCAAAUGGAGGCUACAGCGGCAGAGUGUGGGGUGGACAGGGGCAAAGAGAGGCUGUCCAGGCCCAGAGCUGGUCACAUCCCCACUCAGGAGGCCCCAUCUGUCCCUCCACUACAUUGACCAGGAGAAUGUUUUACUCUUGUAAUUAAAAGAAAAUAAACAUUUGAAUGCCAGAGUGUGUGGAAGGAAUUAAUUAACUCAGGUCAGUGUUUUUGCACUUGAGGGACCUUGAAGGAAUGUCCACAGGGCACGGGGCACAGAACUGCAUGACUCUGGCUGGGGUCCCACGUAAACAGUUGAGUUAUUCCCAUCUGGAAUGAGCAGGUUUUCCUUAAGUGUGGGCCUGCCUUCAUGCUUUGGAGUCUCCUAAGUAACAACAACAACAGGCCAUGUUUUGCAUUUAUUUCUCCAGAGAAAGGCAAUUAAGUAGAUUUAUACAGGGGAAAAACUUCCUUACCCUCAGCAGUUAAAAGUGAAAACUGAAAGGAAAGAGCUUGCAAAGACUUCCUGUUUUUCUUCGUAAGGUUAACCAGUUAUCAGCAGGAAGUGUUCUGGAUGGUUAGGGGUGUGCAUGCGUGCGGGAGGGCAUGCGUGCGUGCGUGCGUGUGUGUGUGUUUGGGGCAUAUAUGUUUAACAUCAAGCAAGGACUUUGUUGACAACAGUGAUCUGCCUAUUAUAAAUGUUUAUUCUCAGUGAGGAGGAGGUAGCAAAACUUCAAGUGGUGUUUCAAAUCCCUGCCGGUAAAUGAACCCCUAGCUAGUGUGAAUAUUUAAUAAGGCAGCAUCCCGAUUUUUAGUGGCAGUACGAUCCAGUCUCUGCCAACCAAGAAAAGUAGAAGUCACAAUAAUUAGGGUCUCCUCAGACAACCAAAGCUGAGAUCAAGAAACAGAACAUGACCUGAACUUCGAAUGGUUUGUCUGAUUUUUUUAGGAUCCUUACAUUGAAACAGACUCUUCUGCCUACUUUGUGUCUAGGUGGGAUUCCACUUUUAGAAUGAGAUCCAUACCAUGUCUGAACUGAACAGGACCUCAAAGGUCACCACAGUGAACCACUUCAAAUCUCAGAUGAAGGACAGACACAGAAGAGAAGCAGACAUUUGUUGAGGGACACACAACUAGCUGAUAGCAGGGGCAGUCAAGGGCACUGUGCCUCAGGAUGUCUGGCCCACACCGGUGAUGUUUCCACCACAUUCAACUGCUUACUUUUUAUUCAAAGGACAAAGGACAGCAUGUCUACUUUUAUUUCAAGCCCUGAGCUUAUCCAAGAUGCAGGACAAGUACUUCAAAAGUAGCAUCGCUUGCCUCUUUAAGGAGGAUGGUGGCUCUUGGGACCCUACUGAGGAGGAGAGUAUGGACGAUCUCUGCUGGCAAGUAAGGUGGGAACUACGUCAGUUUGUUAAAAAGAUAAGAUUGACAACCAAUGAAGAAACCAUUUCUACAGGUCCAGAAAAGCAAGCUGGUCCUCGGCUAAUGACAGGACUUCAGAGAGCAGCAGCUCACAUAACGGGGAACAGACGGAGCGCAGCCUCAUUACCAGUCCCAAACUCAAAGAAUGAAAAAGCUUUGGGCCAGAAAAUAACCUCCUGGGAGUCAUCAAGAAACGGACAUUCAUUCUUAAAUAAUUUGCACCUGAGGAAAGGAGAGUUGGUUGUCCAUCAAACAGGGUUUUAUUAUAUCUAUUCCCAAACAUACUUUCGAUUUCAGGAGGAUCCUCCAACAGUAGGGAGCAGAAGGAAAAACAAACAAAUGGUACAAUAUAUUUACAAAGUCACAAGUUAUCCUGACCCCAUACUGCUAAUGAAAAGUGCUAGAAAUAGUUGCUGGUCUGAAGACGGACAAUAUGGACUCUAUUCCAUCUACCAAGGUGGAAUAUUUGAGCUUCAAGAAAAUGACAGAAUUUUUGUAUCUGUAACUCAUGAGCAACUGAUUGACAUGGACCAACAAGCCAGUUAUUUUGGGGCCUUUUUAGUUGGCUAGACGAUCUUCAACAAAAAAUAUAAAACAGUGCCCUCAAAAUGACCUUUCACUUUAGGGUGAUAUAAUGUGACAAUAGUCCACCUGAGCAGUCACAGAGCAUAUCACCCAGAAAGAGAGCAAGCGAAAGGGGAACAUCAGUAUGAGAGAAAUAUCUAUUUGUUUCCUCCUGGACAAGCCUGGACCAGGAAUUGAACCUACAAUAUUUUUGGUCCACCUGAAGAUGUUCCAACCAACGAAGCCACCCAGCCAGGGACUCUCUGGUCCCUGCCAACACUCUCACCACUGAGGCAAACAUGAUGUUUGAGGAUGCACUGAUGCGCCCUGGCUGGUUUGGCUCAGCGGUUAGAGCGUCGGCCUGCGGUCCAGAGAGACCCGGGUUCGGUUUCCACUAAGGGCACGUACCUCGGUUGCAGU